Molecule: messenger RNA, 4803 nt
Organism: Haliotis rubra (blacklip abalone)
Lineage: Eukaryota; Metazoa; Mollusca; Gastropoda; Lepetellida; Haliotidae
Product: putative ZDHHC-type palmitoyltransferase 6
Exons: 9
Coding region: 95-1801 (568 amino acids)
Biological process (GO): protein palmitoylation
Cellular component (GO): Golgi membrane
Molecular function (GO): protein binding; palmitoyltransferase activity
Source: RefSeq, a predicted model, not a curated record
AAUGGCGACGUAAAUGAUAAAUUUUAGUGUCGUGUAGGAACGUUUUGUUCUUUCUUUUGACAGUUGUGAUUAGCAGACACACCAUUUGUACAAAAUGACGGACGAUCCGAUGAGGUUUGCCCACAGCUUGAUACCAAAUCCAAACAUACCUCAUGAUUAUAAUAUAUUGGCCAAUGCCAUCUCAAACUGUUCGGGCCCGGUCGUUCAUCAGUUGUUGGAGCAGAAUCCAGACUUGGUGAAUUUAAAGGCAUGGCAUGGCCAGACUGCUCUACACAGAGCCUGCCUAGGUGGGAAUUCUGACAUUGUUGGGUUGCUGCUACAAGCUGGAAGUAAUCCUAAUGAACCUAAUGACUUUGAUGAGACACCACUACACUAUGCAGCCAAGAGAGGGAAUCUGCAAGUUUUCCAGAUGUUGGUUCAGGUUGGAGGGGAUGCAACACUUGUAGACAAGAAUGGAAAAGGGAUGAUCCAUCAUUCAGCAGAGACUGGGACUGUAUACAUGCUCCACUAUCUGUGGGAAGUUCAGCAGCUAAACCUAUCAGAUGUUGACUCCAAACGUCUCACACCUCUCCAUAUUGUGUGCAGACAUGGACAAGUGGACUCCUUGAAGUACCUUCUCAGGAAAGGGAGAAGCAACCUGUAUGCGACAGACUGUGAUGGCAACACAGCGCUGCACAUAGCGGUCCUGGAAGGCCACAGCUACAUGACCUGGUUGCUUCUGGAGGUCAUGGGGAGCAAAGUUCUGAACUUCACCAACAAUGACGGUUACACUCCUUGCGAUCUUGCAACAAUGAGAGACAAGACAGGGCACAAGGAACUUGUUCCAUUAUUGAAGCAGUUUCGGAGGAAUCCCACAGCCCACCCCCGUGGCCCUGUGUUGAAGUGGUACUGCUACCUGCUGCUCCCUGCUGUUGUAUUUGCUGUGUCAGUGUUGGCGUCCAGGCUUUUGAUGGACAAGUAUCAGGGCGUACUAGUGUUUGGGAGUCUUGGGGCACUAUUGUUCCAUCUCCGAGAACAGAUGCACAGAUUCACCGACAUUAGCAGGUGGCCAAACCCUGUACAUGCUGGGACGUUUGCAGCUGGCCUCUUCCACACCGCCUUCUACUUCUUCGUAGCCAUCAUGCCUUACAUGACACAGCAUCUCUACAUCAUGUGCCUCACCCCAACGUAUGCAGUCGGCCUCGUCUACCUCUACUGCACAAUAUUGUUCACUGAUCCAGGUUCUGUAUCCCAGUCUGACGUAGAUGAGAAAACACUGAAGCCCCUCACCAUCCUUGACCUUAGUCACCCUGGUAAAAAACUAGAGCAGUUUUGUAUAUUCUGUGAGAUAGUGCGUCCACCUCGAACCAAGCACUGCCGACUGUGUAACAAGUGUUUCCGAGACAUGGACCACCACUGUCUGUUCCUGCUGCAGUGUAUCGCACAGAAGAACCACCUCCGCUUCAUCUGGUUCAUCGCUCUCAACAUCAUCGCCAUGGUGAUCUUCCUCGUCCUCUCAGCAGCACAACUGUUUGAAAUAUACCCAAAACUGACAAUAUUUGAAAUGGGCAUCACUCUGUUUCACAGCAAUGCAUGGCAUCUGUGUCUAAUAGGACUCAACAUAGCUUCCAUCUUCUGGGGCGUCAAUUUACUACUGUUUCAAUUCCGGAUGGUUGGGAAUGGUUUUACCACGUUCUAUCAACCAAAGCAAAAUGUGGAUGUUCUCACAUCUAUGGAGAAGUGUAUGAAUGUUCUGUACUUUCUGUUAGGCAGACGACCUUUUGCAAGAAAUCCGUUUUUAGGAAAGGAAAUGAAUGUAUAAGAAAUCACCAUUUUAUUGCAUUGUGAAGCUAUGUAUGUCUGUUAGGAAGUUGUGGUUUUCCUGACAACUAAACCCAAUGCUUUUGUGAAAGUAUUUUGAUAAAUAUUGUGGCUUGAUAUUUAUAUGCAAUGAAUAAUAACAAGAUGAACUUGAACUUGCCUGAGAGCAGUUAUGUUAUGUAUUACUGAUAUUUGUCUGUUUCCACAUGUUUCAUUGCAUCUUUCAUUUGGCAUAACCUACAGCCAGCAAGCCAGUGCUGCUUGUGCUGUGUGAGACUGGUAUGUAAAAGUCAGUGUGUAAAACGUUCGAAACAGGCAGCUUUAUUUCAUUUGAUAAUGUACAUUCGAAAUGAUUUUUGGUUUUGAUGCCACAAUGGUUAUGAAAUUCACAAUACUACAGAUGCAUCUAUGGUAAAACUUGUCUGUUGUGUUUAAAUAUGCAUUAAAUGUUAUGAAGAUGUGAUCUUUUGUUGAACCACAACCAGUCAUAUGACAAUGUUCACAAGUGUCAUGCUGGAAGGCUAAUGCGAGACUUUGGCCAAGAAAGGCUUGUAAUUUCUUUUCUUCACACUUUUAAUGUUAAUAGAGUAUUUUCACCUUUCUUUACAUUGAAACCAAAAAGUUUAAAAUUUACCUAAACUAUAUAUUUUGUACAUUGGAUUUUUUACCAUUUAUGGUUAUUCAUGGCGUAUCUUCAUGAUCUGGCGUCUUGGGACUGUCCUCUUGGAAAUAAAGAAUUUGUCCAAAUUUGACAUGGGUAACACACUGAGUGACUGCAUAGCUAGAGUUGCUACACUCCAUUGUCUAUAUCCCAGUAUAGGGCUCAGGUCUUGUAUUUACUGCAUUAUGAAACUAUGUGAAUAAGGUAAUCAGUAAGUGAUAUGCUAUAAAACAGUAUACAAAUUUCAGUCAUCAGAUAGAUGGAGUUGGGUCUUUAAUGGCUUGAAUUCAGCCUGUAUGGUAUGCCAGUGGACUUGCGUCCAGUCCCUUCUGUAUUUGCUUGGAACAGUAUUUCACAGUCUCAAUUAAAGUCAAAUCUUUUCGAUAACUCUCUGUAUGAAGAACUCAAUGAAUACAAGGUGUCUAAAUUUGAGGUACAAGUGAGUGAAGUAUUUUGAUAAGCAUAUCUGAUUUCUUUACCUUAAAAUGAAAUAUGAUGGAAAGCAAAGUUAAGUUGUGCUAUUGUAUUGCUGUGGAUGUUUUACACACUCCUGAUGUUUCUUAGCACCAUGACAUCUACUCCCAAAAGAUUAUACAAUUAUUGUGUUCUGGGGUAGUUUUCUUUUUCUGAGACUGAAAUUUCCAAAUCUUGAUGAUAAAGAAAUUAAGCCAAAUUGUUUUAGAUGGCUGACAUCUGAAUCUCUCAAGAGCCAAGCAUCCUUCAGUUUGACUGGACAAUCAAAGCUGGAUCAGGGUUCACCUCAUGCACAAAUUCAUGUGGGUGUCCUCAUAUCUUGAUGCUAAGAUGUAUCAUUUGUGUGUAAACAAUCUCAUUUAAAUGGAAUUGGCUCCCUUGCAGUAUGUCAGCAUAAUGGUUGUGAAGCAGAUUAAGAUGUCAGCCACUUCGAUAGCACUGAGCCACUGACAAGCAACACAUAAUUGAUGUAAGGCUGGGGAAAAAGACCCAUCACUGAUUUGACAAGAGGAUACUACAAAAAUAUAGACAGCAUUCUGGAUCAAAUCAAUAAAUAUUCAUUAACUUACACCAAAAACAGUUGAAAUAAACAAAUCCCCUUAAAACUCAGAUACUGACAUCUCCUUCCAAAGAAUGAAUAUAGACUUCCAGAAGAUGCUGGGUCAUAUUAAUGGUGUAGACAAAGACCUGGUGUCUACAGAGUGGGCUGUAGAUCUCCAGUCUGCUCAUGUGUUUGAUUCAGACUGUAUAUCCCAGCUUAUACUGAUCUGUUCUCAUUGCUGGUUAUGAUGCUUCCAUCUUCAAGGUGCUUAUUCCAAACUGUGUGCUGAAUUACUGUCCACUAUGUGUAGCUUUUGUAACUGUGCAUCUACAAUCUGUGUUUUGUCACAGAGAGAUGACCAGUGUAAACCAGAUGUAGUUUGGGUGUUGUAUUUAUUACCUGGUUUCUUGGUGUAAAACCUGAUAAUUGAUGAUCAGAACCUGAUACAGGCUGUUCAAAGGUUGAAAUGAAUGUUUGUUUUAAUUGUUGAUUGGAUGGUCACAAUGUCUGACCCAAUUGGUCAAACCUAAACACUGACAGUGCACUUUUUAUAUGAUUUACAAGCUGUACAUGAACAUUGAGAAUUUUGUGGUUUUCAUCUUCUUUUUAUUGUUUGGUGCAACGUUUCAGGGCUUGUUCUGGCCCCGUCAUCAGGUAGAACUAAAGAACAGUGUUCAGAACAAGCCCUGAAAUGUUGUACAAAACAUUAAAAAGAAGAUGAAACCCAGAAAAUUCUCUAUGUUCAUCAAAUAGCAUCUUCUAAACUGCCAAUCAAACAUCUAAGCUGUACAUGUUAAGUGUUCAUCAACGUCCAUGCUGGUGUAUGGUCAGCAUAUCUUUUCACCUAAACUAUGUUAUAUCUUGUAUUCAUGUGCUGAAAUCCACUGAUGCAUCAGGCAUGACCACCAUUGUAACAUAAAGCCACUUGAUGGCUGUCACAGAUUAUCCAGGGAUGAGAAUUUUCCGCAGAUCUGCAGAUUUGAUUGCACUGGGGUCAUUGGAUCUGGCAUGGGGACCUAAAGUCCCAAACACCUCCGGCUCAUUUGCCUCGUUUUUCACUCAUAACCAUCCUCAUCCCUGAUUAUCUCAUCAUUGGUUCCAGAUUGUCUGGACAUUUUGUAAGCAGUAUAUAAAGUGUCAAUCUUCAUGUAUCAAAUUUUUAUUGUUGAAAUUUAUUUCAUCAGUGUACCUAUGCAUGUAUUGGUGAUAUCGCCAGUUUGGUUAUAUACAUGUAUUUCAGCACAAUGGCUGAAGGUGACAGUCUGAAUCUUGAAGGUCAGUUGCAGCAUGUAAAGGUGGUCAGCAUUAAAUUGAAAUUUGACAGCAA